Molecule: messenger RNA, 1419 nt
Organism: Aplosporella prunicola CBS 121167
Lineage: Eukaryota; Fungi; Ascomycota; Dothideomycetes; Botryosphaeriales; Aplosporellaceae
Exons: 1
Coding region: 182-1165 (327 amino acids)
Source: RefSeq, a predicted model, not a curated record
CGCGCUCGCUCACUCACCGCUUGUCGUCAGACCACUUUUGCCCGUGCCUGCGCGUGCCUGUGGCGGAGGGCCGGGUGAGGCGUGCGUUGCGCUGCAAGCCGCUGCGCGUGGCUUCCCGCAUGUUGGCAAGCUGCCGGUGCCUGCGGCGCUCGCCGCUACCGGCUUGUCGACUUGUGGGUGAAUGGGUGAGUGGGUUUGGUCUUUUGUUUUGCUUGUUUUGCUUGCUUGCGUUCUCUGCGCUUUGCUGCUGCUGCUGCAGGACUGGUGUUUUUUCUUUCUUUCUUUCUUUCUUUUUUUCUUUCUUCCACAACACCAACGCCGACCUACUUACACCACCGCGCAUAUAUCUGCCGGUACGCACGAUGCAAUGCACACACUUCUACAAUACACAUCCGCAUCGACAUCCAUUCCCUACUACGCACUGUACACACUCGCGCUGCGCGCACUCGUUCCGAGCCCCUCCCACUCCAUCCAUCUCUCCCUCCCCAAUUCCCAACCCACCAGCUCAACCAGCGUACCGCGUCCCUCCAGCCUCCAGCUCCAACCUCCAGUCUCCAACCUCCAGUCUGCAGCCACCGCCGCCGCCGCCCGCGGCCAAACCUCCCUGCCCUUCUGUCAUACUCAGCCUUCCCUGCCCUCCCCAGCCCAGGUCUUCCCUGCCCGCCCACGCAUUACGCACUUCCCUCCCUCCUCCCGCCACUGCCGAUGCCGAUGCCGAUGCCGAUCACGAUCACCCACCGCGCGUCAUAGCCAUCGCGGUCACGAGUCAAGUCGAGUCAAGCCAAGCCAAGCCAAGUCAAGUCCACUCGUCGUCGUGUCGUCGGCAUCGGCGGCGAAGUCAGAGUCGGAAAUGCUGCUGCCCGCUGCUACCGUAACCGGGCGCUACCGCUGCAUCACUUCCCUCGCCUACUCUAGCGCAAUCCUACCUACCGCACAUUACCGUGUGUGUGUGUGUGUGGCGCCCAAUUGGGCGUGGCGGCGGACCUGCCUCCGCUGGCUGCUGCGGGCGUCACGCGUCGUCCCGCGGCGAGCGUGCGUGUGCUGCAGAGCCGUGCUUGCGUGCCUGUCCACGCUGAGUCAAGGCUUGGUGCUGUGUACCCCUACCUACUGUACGCGAGGCUGUUGCUACGUAGGUUACUACGCGGGUAUAGUAGGUAUGUGGUAGGUGGGUGGGUGCAAUACGCAUCAGUGUGGUGGUGGUGUUGUUUACCUACCUGUUUGUCUACCUAGGUACUGAGGCAGCUACCUACCUAGUAAGCUGCCUAUACAUUGCGAAGACCGCUCGAGCCCUUUGCUACGUAUAGUAUAGCUACUGGUACACCACCACACACAAAUACACACACGCAUGCAUCCCACAUAUAUAUAAUAAUCACUGCCUACCUACCCAUCACCACCCUUAUAAUCAAGCAACCACGCCAA